This is a messenger RNA of Abrus precatorius (Indian licorice), 2027 nucleotides long. RefSeq lists its product as uncharacterized. The record is from RefSeq and is a predicted model, not a curated record. Bases 205 to 1530 code for a protein of 441 amino acids. Gene Ontology annotation, cellular component: nucleus. Lineage: Eukaryota; Viridiplantae; Streptophyta; Magnoliopsida; Fabales; Fabaceae. The transcript has 8 exons. Gene Ontology annotation, biological process: regulation of DNA-templated transcription.
UUCAUUCGUCUGCUUCUGGUUCGAAUUCGGGUUUCCACUUUCCCAACGUUUCUUCUCGCUUUCUCUACCAUUUCAAAUUUUGUCCUAGAUCUCCUUAACUAAUUUAACCUUCCUCACUCGUUACUCCUCAGCACUUCUACCUGUCCGAAUUUCAAUCCUUCCGAAAACCCUAAUCCAUACUUUCUACCAAAAACCCUAGCUUCUAUGGCGUCCAAGAAGAAGCACUCCGAAGGCAUCGCUUUGUUGUCCAUGUACAACGAUGAGGGAGAUGACGAAAUGGAGGACGCCGAAAACGAAGAAGGUGAUGCAGGAAUGCGCCGGGAGGAGCAACUCGAAGAUGCCGCCGGAGAUGCCAGAUUCGCCGCGGAGGAAGAUUUAGCUUCCGACGCCGGUAGAAUGGUGGUCGCUGAUUCCAGUAACGAGGCUGCGGAUGAGGGAUCCACGCAGGCGGAGAAAAGUAGGUUUGGGGCUUCGACGCCGCAGGCGAACAUGUUAGUUUCGCCGCCGCAAGAGCAACGGGUGGUGUCGUUGGAUUCGAGGAUAGUUAGGAAAGGGGCGCUUACGAUAGUAGAUUAUGGCCAUGAUGAAGUAGCAAUGUCACCUGAGCCUGAGGAGGGAGAGAUAGAUGGUAGUGGUCGAGUCAUGUUUGGGGAGCAGCUUCAUGUCACCAAUGGUGAUUUGCUAGAUAGAACACCAUCUGGAACAGUCCAAGUUUUGACACCUGGCAAUCAAGCUAGCACUCCUCAGUUUUCUGAGCCAUUGAAAUCUGAUACCAUGAGCAAUGAUGAUAUGAUCAGAUCAGACAAUGCAGAGCAUGGAGAUGCAGAUCAAGAUGAGCAAAAAUAUGUUGAUCCAUUGGAUAAAUUUCUCCCUCCACCACCAAAAGCUAAAUGCUCGGAGGAGCUACAGAGAAAAAUAAAUAAAUUCCUAGAGUACAAGAAGGCUGGUAAAAGUUUCAAUGCAGAAGUUCGUAACAGGAAAGACUAUCGAAAUCCUGACUUCUUACUCCAUGCAGUGAGGUAUCAGGAUAUUGAUCAAAUAGGGUCUUGCUUCAGUAAAGAUGUAUUUGAUCCUCAUGGAUAUGAUACAAGCGACUUCUAUGAUGAAAUAGAAGCUGAUAUGAGGCGCGAAAGUGAGAGGAAAGAGCAAGAGAAGAAGAAAGCACAGAAGGUUGAAUUUAUUUCUGGGGGUGCACAACCAGGAAUUGUUGCUGGUGCUCCUAGGAUUAGCAUGCCUGUUGCAGGUGCUUCUGCUGUGGCAGCAAGUGGUUUACCUUUGGUGCCUCCUACAGCUGAUUCUAUUAAUCGGGAUGGUAGACAGAAUAAAAAAUCAAAAUGGGAUAAGGUGGAUGGUGAUCGAAAAAAUCCUCUGCCCUCUGUGGGGCAGGAUUCUGUAUCUACUGUUGGGGCUCAUGCAACAAUUUUGUCUGCUGCUAAUGCUGGUGGUGGAUACAUGCUAUUUGCGCAGCAAAAACGGAGAGAGGCAGAGGAAAAAAGAUCUAGUGAAAGGAGGUUGGAGAGAAGAUCGUAAGCCAUUCGUUGUGGUCUGUACUCUGUAGUAAUGAAAACCACUUACCACCGGUGGUUGAGAUUUUUCUGCAUAAACAUUUUUGUCUGUUAAUUAACUUUGGCAACGAUCAUAGACACUGUAUAUUCUCAAAAAUGAAAAGAAAUUACCUGCUCCAACUGUGCUUUCUAUCCCUAUGUGACAGCCGGAACAAUUCUUUCAAAUUCCACUGCAACACUUGUCCCGUGAUCUCGUUGGUUGAUUGGGUUCGUUUUGUUAAUGUCUUAAAAUUUUAUUUGUUCAGUGCUUCCAUUUUUUAUUAGUUUAUUAACUUCAUUAUUGUCAUCAUUUCAAGUAGUAGCCUAUAUUAGCCGUAUGGAUCCUUGCGUGAAGAUUUUCAGUUUUAGGCGCAUAUCCAUUACCCGAGGAAGGUUUCUACCCACACGUACUUCCACUAUUGAGUAUGCUUCUUUCCGGAAAAGUGAGGGUUCUUAUAAAGACUAUCUAAAGGGUUUUUCUGU